Rotaria sp. Silwood1 is the source of this 148-nucleotide messenger RNA. The record is from the annotation of a GenBank genome assembly. Lineage: Eukaryota; Metazoa; Rotifera; Eurotatoria; Philodinida; Philodinidae.
AUGCGAGUGGAUGAUGAUGGUCCCAUUGUUGUUGGUGGCGAUGCUAAAGCAACCGAUGGUAUCUGUGUUGUUUAUGUUGUUGGUGUAUUAGUUAUUGAUGAUGAUGAUGAUGAUAUAGAAUUAUGUAUUGCAAUAAUUCAUUCAUUCA